AUGGUAGCUGGUUUUGAUGUUUCAAAAAAUCAUAUGACAAGGGACCCUGAGCGUAAACAUAAAAAUUCAAAUAAAAUGGUACAAUCAUCCCAGACCUCAAAAACACCAAAGAAGAAACAACAGUCUACCUUAAGGUUAAUAAAGGAAUCAUUGAAAUUUAAAUCAUCAUCAAAAAACAGUUCUAAACCUUCGAAUAAUAAUAUUGAUAAAUCUGAGUCAGCUUCAAUGUUUAAAGACACUCUGAAGCGUUCAUCCAUUAGUAACAAGCCAAGGAAUCUAGAGAAAAGAUCUUCAGCGCAGAGAGUCUCAUUAUUUAAAUAUUCUAAUGUCCAAGUAGUCAACUGCUCAGCACCUUUAUCUCCGGUUCAGAUACGGAAGGAUUCAGUUUCAUCAGGAAGCACAUCUACUAGUAGAAACUACGAUAUUAAUAGUAGUCUUUCAGUGAAAUCAACAAGCACUGUAACGAUGAAAUCUAUUUCAUUAGUUUCUCAUGGUGUUAUGGAGGUCUAUCAAAUACUCACUCCAACGAAAGAUCCUAAUGAAACACCGCAGAUGAUGAAUUAUUUCUCUUUAGGUCGCAAUGGUAAAAUUGUUCAUCCUAUACUUCCAAGAUUACAGGUAACAAGGUUACAUGGAUAUGAAGCUUCUUAUUCAGUUCUUUUCUAUAACCCAACGAGAUAUUGGAGAAUUGAUUUUUUACCAGUUGAGAAUCUUGUAGAAAAGAAUCAACUGAAUAGUAUUUUAGCUGAUUUUGAAUCUGUAAUAUCUUCAAUAUGUGAAUUUAGUAAGGAGUCUGAAUAUACUAUCCAUAAUGAUAGUAGAUAUUUACAAAAACAAAUUAUUGAACCAAAACUGUUAACGCCAGUUACUAACAACGAGCCCAAUAGAUUAUUUGAGAACCUAAAACAUACUGAUGCUAUCAUAUCUGCUGCAAAUAUUAAUAAUAUUCAUACAUCAAAUAACGAAAAAGAUAAAACUAUCACUAAGACAACCUAUAGUGAUUACAAUUAUAACCAUAUAUUUCUCCAUCGAGGGACACAAACCAAAGAAGUUAUCAAUGAAAUAGAAACGAUAAGUAUUCCAAGCCCAAUUGAAACCGUAAAACCCAUUCCCAGCACAGAGGAUGUUGAUGAUCAAGAUGAUUUAAAUUAUUUAUUGUUCGAGGAGGAAGAGCAACCUCAAAAAGAUCUUAAAAUAUAUGACGAUAUUUCAAGAGUGAAUAGUAUUUCUGAAAGGAUUUUGUAUGACAAUAACUCUUUCUAUUCGUCAACUACUGAUUAUUUUGAACAAGAUGCUGAAAUUAAUCAAGCCUUUAAAAGAGCCAUUAGAAAUUUUGGCCCAAACAGGAACUUAAAGGAAAAAAUAUAUGAGCAUUCAAACCACUCUGUGGCUACGAAGAGAUUUAGUUCUUAUCAAGUGGGAUCACUUGCGUAUCCCGAGGUUAAUACACAAAGAGGUUCUAAAACUUAUCAAUUUAGGACAUUGUCUCUAUAUCUCCCUAAUGACAAAGGUGCACCAACUAAUUACUUUCAAUAG
Vanderwaltozyma polyspora DSM 70294 is the source of this 1536-nucleotide messenger RNA. It is a transcript of the gene INP1, whose product is annotated as Inp1p. The coding region runs from base 1 to 1536 and encodes 511 amino acids. NCBI's taxonomy places the organism in Eukaryota, Fungi, Ascomycota, Saccharomycetes, Saccharomycetales, Saccharomycetaceae. The record is from RefSeq and is a predicted model, not a curated record. Gene Ontology annotation, cellular component: extrinsic component of intraperoxisomal membrane. The transcript has a single exon. Gene Ontology annotation, biological process: peroxisome inheritance.